Paramecium sonneborni is the source of this 1013-nucleotide messenger RNA. Lineage: Eukaryota; Ciliophora; Oligohymenophorea; Peniculida; Parameciidae. The record is from the annotation of a GenBank genome assembly.
UUUAAAUGGCUGGAGAAAAAUUAUAAAGUUCAGGUAAACGCAAAUGUUAGCCUAAAUGUCCUGAACAUUAAUUCAAUCUCCAACCUAAAAGUACAAAAUGCUGGCUUAAACAUGUUACAAACAUAGAUUUUUGUCCUAUAUUUAAUGAUGCUGUAUUUGAUGUAAAUUAAUUAUCAUUAGUUAUCUUGUUAUGAAAAUAUUGUUCCAGUUUUCAAUUAAGAUGAAUAACAAUGUUUACCUGGUUUUAUUUUAGAAGUGGACCGAGUAUAUUUUAAAUUAAUACUUUAAUUAGAAUGACUAUAUAAAGAGUAUGCAAAAAUAUAAAGAGGAUCAUUAAAAAAAGGUUUAGGAAUACACAAUAAAAAAAACUAAAUUAGUAAAAAUUAAAUAUAUUGAUAGUAAAUUCCUAAACCAGGUAGAAAACAUAGAUAUUGUGGAGUCUGUCGUAAACCUUAUGUAGAUUAUUUGGAUGUAAAAUUAGGAAUCUAAUAAUUUAGCAUAUCAAAUCUGCAGAUCACAUAAAUAGUUUUAACAGACAUGAAUUUGUCCACGUUAUUUUAAAAAUAGUAAAUGAAGAUUAUAAAAGCAAGGAUGAAAACAAAUUUCAAAAUGAUAUCUGUUUCGAUGUAGCUACAUCCAAAAUUCCAAAGAAAAGAGGUCCAAAACCAAAAAAUCCAAUUCAAUAAGCAGAACCAAAAAAAAGAGGAAGAAAACCAGCUGAACCUUCUUUAACAAAACGAAUAAAAACAUAACCUGUCUAAGAAUAAUUUAAUCCUUUCCGACCUCAACCAACUCCAUUUUUUCAAUAACACUUUCUUUUUCCUUAUCCGACACCGUUGAGUCAAAUGUUGGCUUAAUUACCAUGUCAAAUAAACAUUCCCUUUCCAAUCAAGCUUGGAUAAGACUUAAAUAUUGGAUCAUUAGAAGAUAUGAGUAAGAUAUUUUAUUAAUAUAGUUAUGGAAGGUGAAAUUGCAAAAAUUGCAAAUAUUGAAGAUAUUGCUCAAAUUUGAAU